Penicillium antarcticum is the source of this 1596-nucleotide messenger RNA. Its product is annotated as phosphatidylserine decarboxylase 1. NCBI's taxonomy places the organism in Eukaryota, Fungi, Ascomycota, Eurotiomycetes, Eurotiales, Aspergillaceae. The transcript has a single exon. Gene Ontology annotation, biological process: phosphatidylethanolamine biosynthetic process. The coding region runs from base 1 to 1596 and encodes 531 amino acids. Gene Ontology annotation, cellular component: mitochondrion. The record is from RefSeq and is a predicted model, not a curated record. Gene Ontology annotation, molecular function: phosphatidylserine decarboxylase activity.
AUGGCCAAGCGCCUCUUUUCUACUUUACCGUCUUCUGGCAUAGGGGCCAUGGAGAUAUUCUCGUUCCGGGCUACAGCCCGCCACAAAGCCAGUCUUCGGCACUUUUCAUCCAAAUCAUGGAGAUAUCAAAAGGAUAAUAACCCCGACAACAACAGAGGCGGAUUCGGCUCCCGACUACGAUUCGCUCUACGAAACACCAAGGUCGAAUGGUAUCCAAUCCCGGUUGGACUGGGUAUUGGACUGCUCGGAUUGCUGCACUUCUACAAGUCCCAGCGCGCGGAACGCGAUCGCCUGGCCCGUGAUGCCGCUGGAGAUGAAUGGGAUGAAAGCAAAAAACCACCCCGUCGGCCAAGGAUCGUGCCGUCUGGCCCAUGGCAUGUCCAGAUAAUGUCUACACUGCCCCUGAAGGCCAUGUCUCGGCUCUGGGGUCAGUUCAACGAAAUCGAACUCCCCUAUUACUUCCGCGUUCCUGGAUUCAAACUAUACUCCUGGGCCUUUGGUGUCAACCUUGAAGAGGUUGCUGAACCCGAUCUGCACACUUACCCUAACUUGGCUGCUUUCUUCUACCGCAAAUUGAAGCCUGGCGUUCGGCCUCUAGACCCUGACCCACACGCACUUCUCGCGCCGUCCGAUGGUCGCAUCUUGCAAUUUGGAAUGAUUGAGCGGGGUGAAGUCGAACAAGUGAAAGGAAUGACCUAUAGCUUGGAUGCUCUCCUGGGUUCAGCAACACCUGCGCACGACGACCACACCAAGCGACUCGUUGACAAGGACACCGAGGAAAUACAAAAGGGUUCAGAGAAUAUGGCUGCACAUGAGGAGUUUGCUCGCAUGAACGGCAUUUCCUACACUCUUCCAAGCCUGUUGUCCGGUGAAACAGAAGCCCCCAAGCGACGUGCCUCCCUGGAUGCCUCUACUGCAUCCAAGGCCACAUCGGAAAUUCAAGUGCAAGAGGAACUGGCUCGCGGUGACGGAACUCCUUGGUAUGCGCCGCGCACCGCAGCCAACCACGCCUUGUUCUAUGUUGUGAUCUACCUGGCCCCGGGUGACUACCACCGCUUCCACUCCCCAGCUCCCUGGGUUGUCGAAAGCCGUCGCCACUUCGCUGGCGAGUUGUACUCCGUUUCGCCCUACCUGCAGAAGCACCUUCCCGGUCUUUUCACCCUCAAUGAGCGUGUUGCUCUCCUUGGCCGGUGGCGAUGGGGAUUCUUCAGUUACACACCGGUCGGAGCCACCAAUGUGGGCUCGAUCAAAAUCAACUUUGAUUCAGAGCUGCGCACUAACAGCCUGUUGACCGACACUGCAGCGGACUUGGCAGCAGCCUUGGCAUCCAAGCGUGGCGAGCAAUAUCCCGGUUUUGUUGAAGCAACCUACCGUCAUGCCAGCAGGACUCUUGGCGGACAUCCGCUGCAGCGCGGCGAGGAAAUGGGCGGAUUCCAGCUGGGCAGCUCGAUUGUUCUUGUGUUUGAGGCCCCCCUUGGUACUCGCAAGUCAGUGGAUGCCGGCUGGCCGGAUGAUGCUCAGGCUGAUGGGUGGAAGUGGAAUAUCGAAAAGGGGCAGCGCAUCAAGAUGGGCGAGAAGUUGGGACAUGUUGAGUGA